Molecule: messenger RNA, 1443 nt
Organism: Miscanthus lutarioriparius
Lineage: Eukaryota; Viridiplantae; Streptophyta; Magnoliopsida; Poales; Poaceae
Source: the annotation of a GenBank genome assembly
AUGUCCUCGCCGUCGCCGGUGUGCGCCGCCUCCUGCUCCACCGCUCUCCGCACGCCGCCGCCUCUCCUUCGCUUCCGCCGCUCUUCCGCUCCGGUAUCCGCCUCCGUGGCGCGCGCGGCGCCCGCCGUCUCCGAUGACCUCGUCCUCCGCAUCGCCGAGCAGCUCGAGGACUCGGUGACCUCCACCUCCCCGCUCCUCGACCCCCUCCGCUCCGCCUCCGCGCUCUCCCUCCUCUCCACGCCCUGGCCCACACGCCGCUCCAGCGAGGCCUUCCGCUUCACUGACAUCUCCUACCUCCGCUCCCUCCCCAUCUCCCUCCCUUCCCGGGAGCCCGACAUCGCGCUGCCGUCCUCCCCUUUCUCUUCCCACGUCCUCUUCUCGGAUGGAAUCCUCCUAUCCUCCUCUGGUGCCCAUGUCAGCACCCUCGCCGAUCUUCCCCCUGGCCGCGCCCGCGACCGCGCCGCCGCCGCGCUUGCCGCCUCCGCUGAAUUCGCCCACAAGGACCUCUUCUUCGACUUCAACGCCGUUGGGACGAGUGACGUCGUUGUUGUGCACGUGCCUGAGGGGGUCAAGGUGGCCGACGACCCAAUCCACAUCAUGUUCGCCUAUACCGGUAGGGGCGCUGAGAGUAUGCAGAUGUCCAAUCCAAGGGUUCUGGUCGUGGCCGAGAAGGCAGCAGAGGUGGCCAUAGUGGAGGAGCACUUUGGGGCUGGAGAAGAAGGUGGUUGCUAUUGGGCCAAUCCAGUGGCAGAGAUUAUCAUCGAUGAGGGCGCAAGAGUGGUUCAUUCAUAUGUGCAACAGCAAUCAUUUGCUGCAGCACAUACUAAAUGGACAGUUGUCAUGCAGGAUACAACUAGUAAAUAUGAGUUUGUUGAGGUCAGCACUGGAGCAAAAUUGAACAGACACAAUCUCCAUAUCGAGCAGUUAGGUUCUGAGACAGAGACAGAACUAUCAACACUUCACUUAACAUCUCAGAAUAAGCAGAUACAUGAUCUGCACAGCAGACUGAUACUUGAUCACCCUAGAGGUUUUUCACGACAGCUCCACAAAUGCAUUGCCUGUGGCACAGGAAAUAGCAUAUUUGAUGGCAAUAUUAAAGUCAACAGGUAUGCACAACAAACUGAUGCGGGGCAAGAAACCAAGUGUCUUAUCCUAUCACCAAAGGCGCUUGUUAAUGUCAAACCGAACCUUCAGAUUAUUGCUGAUGAUGUGAAGUGUACUCAUGGUGCCGCCAUCAGUGGUGAGCUUGAUCCAAAUGAGCUCUUCUACUUCCAGGCAAGAGGUAUCAACACGGAAACUGCAACAGAUGCCCUGUUAUACUUCUUUGGAGCCCAUGUGAUAAAGCGCAUACCGUUUAAGCCCAUAAGUGAGAAGGCAUUAGCACAGUUCAAAGAGUUGCUUGCUUCAUCCAGACAAACAACGGAUGAGGCCCUUCAUUCGUAA